AUGUAUAUGGUGCCUGUCCUCGAUUCCACUACCCUCUUUUGUUGGAUGAUCGCUGUGCGGUCGAUUCUAGCUAGCGCGGAGCCCCAAGGUCGCGUUGCAUAUGAGCCCGGAGCAAUGGUCAGUUAUGUCAAUGUUUUUGGCGCUAGUUUUGGCGACCCUAGCAUUCUCGAAUUGGAAUCUAAAUAUGAAAAUUACUACCGUGGCAUGGCCCGGGUUCAUCUAGAUUGUCUAUUUGACUUCGCUGAUUGUUGCAAAUAUAUUGAGGACAAAUAUGUAUUUAAUAUGGUUUUUACAGACGGCCAGUCAACGAGAGUGCAACCCAAGGAUAUGUUUCUUUUUUCUCCGGAUCAGGUUGUGAAAAGAACAGCAAGUAUCACUGAGCGCGAAUAUAUAGAACGCCAGUGA
This is a messenger RNA of Penicillium canescens, 405 nucleotides long. RefSeq lists its product as uncharacterized. NCBI's taxonomy places the organism in Eukaryota, Fungi, Ascomycota, Eurotiomycetes, Eurotiales, Aspergillaceae. Bases 1 to 405 code for a protein of 134 amino acids. The transcript is spliced from 3 exons. The record is from RefSeq and is a predicted model, not a curated record.